AUGUGCAGCAAAUCUUUAUUUUAUAUUCCGAUUACAAGUGGAAAACGGAGAAGGGACGAGAGAUUGACGCAUUUAUUUGUGAGAAAACGUAGACUUGCCAGUGCUAGUACAGUCUCCGUUCGAUUCCCGUUGGAACACCACUUUUGUACGUUUUUAAUAACACUACAACUUUCGUGCGCUUGGUUGGAUUACAGAAAGCUUGAUAAAAAGAUACUUGCUUUGGUAAAAGUUUUGGAAUACAUAAAAAAAAGGCCGCAACAAAUGAAUAUUGAUACUACAGUUGGCGUAACUUUUGCUGAAGUUAAUCUAAAAGCUGCUCUUCAACAUUCAAACGUAAUGUUCGUAAAAUCUCAUCAAAAAAAUUUUCUCGAAAUGGCUUUACUAUUGUCCAAAAAUACUCGAAAUAUGAUUGAUAAAAGUGUAACAUUGUCAAGCGAAGCUGAAGCGAGACUAAGUGCAGGUCUUAAUAUACCGCACAUUUGGCUAAAACCAAUAACGUGGAGGAAAAUGGUGCUAGAAAAUCAUUUUAAGCCCAACCCAAAUUUAACGACAACGGAUGUCGUGACGUCGUUCUUCAGCGGGCAUCCUACAGCUGACGAGAGUGACAAGUGUCUUUUGGAUUUGAUAAAUAAUUGCGAAUUGUCUCAUAAAUGCCGUAAGCUUGUGGUUAACGACAAUAGCAGCAGUACUACUGGAUAUUCGUUAACCCAUAGAUUACUUAUCAAGCAAACCAUCAGUGCUCUUCAAUGUAACACAAGCAUCUCGAGAUUUUCGCCAUACCUUGGAUACAACUUGUGCUAUCAAAUUCUACACGAUUUAAUGAGUUUAGAAGCUGUGGGAUUUCCAGAUAUCGGCAGAGAUUUAGCCUUGGAACAAAUUUUUUUGUGUGGUAUGGAAGGUUACUUAGACUUUCUCAGCGAGCAUUACGAGCAACUGAUCCUGGAUUGGCAACAUGACAGUGGAUGUUAUCGCGGAUUCAGUUCACUUCUGAAAAAAUCGCUCUACAUGCUGAUCUCGACAAAUUCCACUAUACCAGCCAUGAGCUCGUCGUUGGCUCAGGUGGUUUGGGUGCUAGCCAUUGAAACAACACAGCUCUCUAGGGGUUGUAUCACAUCCAUGAAACCGAAAUAG
This is a messenger RNA of Copidosoma floridanum, 1131 nucleotides long. RefSeq names its product UPF0764 protein C16orf89 homolog. The record is from RefSeq and is a predicted model, not a curated record. Gene Ontology annotation, cellular component: cytosol; membrane. Lineage: Eukaryota; Metazoa; Arthropoda; Insecta; Hymenoptera; Encyrtidae.